AUGGGAUACUUCCAACCUCAGGAUAUCCGUGUUUUCCGCACUCCAAAUUUGUGCACUUUUGCACUACUUUUGGCGCCACUUGUUUCUGGGCUGCAUCCAGCACAAUUUGUUCAGCGACAAGCAGCAUCAACCGCCGCACCGUCGGUCACUCCAGCGCCCAGUGCGACUGCUGCGAGCAAUGACUUCGAAUCGGUGACCGCCUGCCACGCACACGGUACUGAGUUUUUUUGCAUGGUUGGUACGACAGAGUAUCAAGUCAUUGCAAGCGGGACGACGAGCCCGGCGCCAGAGUACACUGGCUGCCAUCACCACGGCGCUGAUACCUACUGCCUUGACCCUAACGGCGAGGAUGUUGAAGUCAUCACCGACGUCGAGGGCGGCGAAGACGACGGUUCCAGCUCUGGUGACGACACUACAGAUCCCGAUGGAGAGCAUUGUCACUUCCACGCUGGUGUCGAGCACUGCGUUGGGGGAGAUGGUGAAAAUGAGGGCGUGAAAAACUGCUCUCGCCAGGAACGUGAUUAUAAUAUCCCUCUCAGGAUCGGCCUCCUUUUCGUCAUUCUGGUAACGAGCUUCAUAGGUGUCUCUGCACCCAUAUUCCUCGCCUCAACAUUACCCAAGAAAUUCCACAUCAUUUUCUUAAUAUUAAAGCAGUUUGGAACUGGUGUAAUAAUCUCUACUGCAUUUGUCCAUCUUUUUACACAUGCCACGCUGAUGUUUACGAAUGAAUGCCUAUCCAUAGAAUAUGAAGGUCUAACAUCGGCAGUGGUCAUGGCUGGCCUCUUUCUCUCAUGGCUGGCCGACUAUGUUGCGCACCGUAUAUCCAGAACAAUUAGCACGACAGAGACAGGAUCUUCUAGACAGAACGAUGAGGUAGUGAACGUUUUAGUUUUGGAAGCGGGUAUCAUCUUUCAUUCCCUGCUGAUUGGACUGACCCUCGUCGUGGCUGGUGACUCCUUCUUCAUCACACUGUUUAUUGUCAUCGUCUUCCACCAAGUUUUCGAAGGCAUUGCCCUCGGCACUCGUAUUGCAGCCGUGGAACUUUCAAGCAGGAAACUGUCAUGGUUGAACAUGAUGUACAUGGCGUUGGCAUUCGCACUCGUGACCCCUGUCGGAAUGGCCAUCGGCAUUGGGGUUUUGCACAAAUUUAAUGGUAACGAUCCAUCUACGCUAAUUGCGCUUGGGACGCUGGACGCACUUUCAGCUGGUAUCCUUGUGUGGGUUGGAGUGGUUGAAAUGUGGGCUCGCGAUUGGAUAUAUGAUGGGGAGUUGACCAACUCGAACCCCUUGGUCACUGGUUUUGCCGGUUUUGGUCUUAUUGCUGGCAUGGUUCUCAUGAGCUUCUUGGGGAAGUGGGCAUGA
Molecule: messenger RNA, 1362 nt
Organism: Trichoderma breve
Lineage: Eukaryota; Fungi; Ascomycota; Sordariomycetes; Hypocreales; Hypocreaceae
Product: ZIP zinc transporter domain-containing protein
Exons: 8
Coding region: 1-1362 (453 amino acids)
Biological process (GO): zinc ion transmembrane transport
Cellular component (GO): plasma membrane
Molecular function (GO): zinc ion transmembrane transporter activity
Source: RefSeq, a predicted model, not a curated record